Messenger RNA from Notolabrus celidotus (New Zealand spotty), 3786 nucleotides. RefSeq names its product cilia and flagella associated protein 61 (gene cfap61). The record is from RefSeq and is a predicted model, not a curated record. The transcript has 25 exons. The coding region runs from base 174 to 3608 and encodes 1144 amino acids. Lineage: Eukaryota; Metazoa; Chordata; Actinopteri; Labriformes; Labridae.
GCAUUCUGUUGCCACGGUUACAGAGGUUGAGCUAUCUAGCUAGCUGCGCACGUUGAGCCACACUUUAGUUUUUAUGGAGAUGCUUCUGUUGUUUUAUAGUUUUAUACAGAAGAACCAGAGCAGACAUUAGAGGGAAGUUUCUUGUGACAAUAUAUAAUUUAAAUCUGACAAAGAUGAGGACCAUAACUUCAUCCAGCGGGCAGGAGGAAGGUGUGACCGUGAGGAGGAGUGAAUCAGCAGAUGCUCAGGGGGUUGACCUCCUCAUCACUCCACUAACUAUGGAGGUUUUUGGAAGAGUCAAUAUAAUCCAUCUCCUAGAGAAAGCCAACCUGGCCGUGACUCUGGCCGAUGAGAAGGAGAACAUUCUGGCCCACGCCUCCUUCUUCGAUCACCCUGUUGGAGAUUUGGUGGAUCAGACUCGCUGGGAAUGUUUCCUGCAGAAAAACUUCAAGGCUGAAACAUGCACACCUUGGAACACGCUCUUCCUUCACCUCUUUGUGGCACAGCCGGACUUUGCCUCAGCAAGCAUGAAGGAAAUAAUGAGGGCCGUCUUUAACGCAGUGACAGAGCUCGAUCACGUCUGCCUGCUCAGUCCACACAUCAGUGCUUUAGAGCCAGCGCUGGAGGAGACGUUUGAGCCACUGCAGCGCCUGACCGACCCCGGCCCUCAGUGUUUGGCUUUAAUCUGUCACAGAGAGGAGCACUGCCCCAGGCUUCACAUCCGCCCAGCCAGGGUUGAAGAUCACAAUGACGUCCUGCCUUUAUUUGCAGAGCAGACCAAACAUCUGUCUGCAGAGCGUCAGUAUUUCCUGGCUGAGCUCAUCGAGGCGCAGGAUGAGAGGAAUCACACCGCAGUGUGUGAGAGCGAUGGAGUCGCCGUCGGCUUCGUCAGCCUCACCUCUGAUGUGGAUUUAAACCGUCUGAACUCCCACUUUGAUUUGAGUCAGUUUAACGGUUUGUACAAAGAUGAAGAAGCUGCAGCUGAGUCUGAAUCCAGAGACAAUGAAGAAGAACCGACACAAACACAUGGAGCAGAGUCACAGCAGCAGGAGGAGGAGGAGACGCAGACGGAUCGACUUGUUCCAGAGAAAUCCAACGCGUUCUGUGUUCGGUUCUUCAGCGUUCACAAGAGCUACGACAUGAGAUCAGUGGACUUUAUUCCGUAUGUGUUCGGCCUGUUCCCUGACCUGGACUUCUGCAUCAUCACGGUCCCCACGCUGUCCCCUGAGUUCCCGUUUCUGCAGAGCUUCCACAGAGCACAGCGCCGUGCAACCAGUCUGCUGCAGGACGAGCUCUACAUCUUCCACCGUGACGGGCUCGGGAACGUUGAGGUGAGGCCGGCUGUAGCUGCAGACCGGCCGGCUGUCUCGGAUCUGGUGAAGGAUCUCAGCCUGAGGGAGUCCCUGCUGCAGGACCUGGACUGCUUCUACGAGUCCUGCAGAGAUCUGGACGGGGUCACUCUGCAGGCGUUUGUAGCUCAGGUGAAGAGCGAGGUGGUGGGGAUACUGAUCAUCAGAGACGAGCAGGACAUCGAGUACAUCCGUUCCCACUACAACAUCGAGAACUUCAUCUACUUCAGCCACCAUCGCUACGAGGAGCACGCUCAGAUACGCCACUUUGUCCUCAGACCCUCCCUCCAGCACUUCUCCAAGCACUUGUUCAAAGAGGUCCUCCGGCUGGCUCUCAGGUCCUGCCUGUACCUCAGGAUCCUCCCCUCGGACCGCAGCCAGGAGAAUUCCUGCAUCCACCAUCUGGACUCGGUCCUCAACUGCGCGGUCCCGGUCCGCCCGCGACGCCAGAUCAUCUACCCGCUGGAGGAGCUUGGCAUCAACGCCCCUUCCAGGCAGAUCACGGAGGACCAGGCACCGUUUGCUCUCAGCCUCAUCAGCAGGAAGUUGACGCUGGAGCCAAAGGUCACCAUUAACGCUCGGAUCGUGGUGGUGGGGGCGUCAGACGUGGGUCUGUCUCUCCUGGAGGUGCUUUGUUUCUGCCCUCACCUCAAGUUCAACAACCUGACACUCAUCUCCAUACACGGACUUCCCAGCCACGUCGACCACGACCACCACGAUGGAUUUCUAUCCACAAGUCAUGCAUUCAGCAGCCGAGACUUCGCUCAGCUGCCUCUUCAAACCUGCAUCAACGUGGUGACCGGGAAGAUGGUCGGCAUCAACAGGAAGUCCAAAAGCGUCUCUGUGUCCGGUGGUAGGAAGGUGGCCUACGAUCACCUCAUCCUCUGUACGGGGCUGCAGUACCAGGUGCCGUGUCCGACCGGUGUGGAUCUCAGCCGGCCCGUCACCAACAGUCAGCUGCAGGCUCAGUUCGCUCACUGCAGAUACACCCAGCCCGUCCCCUCCAACCUCCUCACCCUCAAUGACCUCCAUGACUGCAGGGCUGCACGCCGCUGGCUCUGUGCCAACUUUGUGGAGCUGGAGGAAAACGCCAUCGUCUACGGGAACAGCAUCGAUGUCUUCACCACCGCAGAGACUCUGCUCAGCCUCGGUGUUCAGGGACGUCGCAUCCAUCUAGUGCUCCCGCCUCUUCCCCCCGGGGCGUCCUGCUUCAGUGACCCUCAGGUGAAGAAGGCCGUUCAUGCGGCCCUGCAAAAGGCCGAGGUCCAGGUCCAUCACGACUGCCUGCUGGCCCGGAUGAACGACGGAGAGCAUCCGGAUCCUCUCAUGUGUGUGUCAUUCAGCACAGACGCAGAGCCUCUUCAUCUGCAGUGUGGAGUGUUCAUUAAUCUCUCCAACAGAGGAGUGGACUACGACGCCUUCAGAAGCAUCAACAGCUCCUUCCUGGUCUUCGACAGCAGACUCGUCAUUAACGCCUCGUUCCAAACCAGAGACCCGGACAUUUCAGGAGCCGGACCUCUCACCAAAUUCUCCCGCUGCUACUACGCGGACGAGUGGUCGCACGCCAACUUCAACUCCAAGGAGGUUGGCCAGGACUUGGCGGCCAUGCUGCUGCCUCUGUUUGACCCGACGCUGGAGCCCGUGGACCAGCACCAGUCUGAUGUGGAUCGUCAGGUCCGGCUGUACAAACAGGCCAAGAUUCAAGGUGGGAAGCUGCCCGGUGGAUUUAACUACCUGCACGUCACCAAGCCGUCUGCCACCGGCCUCCCGGGCGCUCCGGUCAAACACUUACAGGACAAAGGCAUCGCGACCGGACGAGUGGAGACGGGGAACUACUUCUGCGUACGCCUGGACAGCUACGAGCUGGUGGAGACGCUCACCUGUCUCUCCCUGAAGCCCCUCCCCGUCUCCAAUUACCUGAGUCUGUACGGGAAGCACGAGCAGCUGCUGGGCCAGCUGUCCACCUACUACUACCAGGGCCUGAUCCCAGACCUGUACAGCUUCCUCAGACAGAGCUGGUGUUUGGCCAUUUAUCACGACCGGUUCUCCGACUUCGAGCAGGAGCUGCAGCAGAUCACCUCAGCUCAGGACGAUGAGCAGAGGCAGCAGCUGAUGGAGGACGAAGACGACACAGUCGUCCCUCCUCAGGACAGAUUUAAAGACCCAGAGAGUCGGGCCGCUCUGAGGAGCAGCGCUGUGAAGUAUCUGAGAUACAACCAGAACCUGCUGCCCAUGUUCGCCUGCCCCGGACAGAUGUGACAUCAUCGGGUUAGCAAAAUAAGUUCUCUGGAAGUUUAACAUAAAAAUGAAUCAGACUGAACCUUUCUGUUGUUUUGGAUCCACUAAACAUCGAGUCACCUCGAGCUGACACUUAGAGACUCUGGUUUAUUCCUCUUAAUACAUUCAUAAAGCUGAGUUCAUGAGUCAGCAUCCUUCA